This is a messenger RNA of Trypanosoma rangeli, 1056 nucleotides long. RefSeq lists its product as uncharacterized. Lineage: Eukaryota; Euglenozoa; Kinetoplastea; Trypanosomatida; Trypanosomatidae. The transcript has a single exon. The record is from RefSeq and is a predicted model, not a curated record. Bases 1 to 1056 code for a protein of 351 amino acids.
AUGCCACCUGGUGGCGGCAUUGCUUCCCUGCAGUCUCUCGACGGCGGCUGCGGCGGGGCGGCGUGCUCGGCGGGCACUCAGGGUCUUCACCGACAUCGUGGCAAGGAUGACCGGCAAAGCGCGAAUCACAAGGCCGCCCCUUUCCCGUGGCACCGUCUGGAAGAGGAGUGUGGGCAGGCGGCGACUCGGCUACUGGGGCAACGCCGCCAGCAUCAUCAUAGCCCUAGCGAACCGCAGCGGAGUUCGUCGGAGCCGGUGAUGGAGAUGAUGGGGCUUCGUGUUGACGGCAGUAGCGAGGCGUGCGGCGACGGCAACGCGAAGGGCGACCCCGCUUUAAAUGUUUUGCCGGCAGUGCCUUUGGCCUCGUCGACACGCCUACCUUCUGUUUGCACGCAAAGGGCACCGCAGCACGGUGCGGAUGCCCUGCACGAAGUUGAUGGCGCCCGCUCCGAGCUGCCCGAACACAAGCAAAGACGGCUGAUUAUUUCGCCACCUGCUGUCUUUUCCGACGAAGGUUUGGGCGAGCAACACCAACGUCAGCCUGUUAACUCUGCCGGGGCCACAGCAGACUGGAUUCAGCGUGUUGUGAAGGAGGAGCUCGGCCUUGGUGGUGCCUCGCCAGCGUUGUACGUCCUCGUCGCUUCACCUUCGGCAGCCGCGGGCAACGACGCCUCCGCGGGACACCAUGAAGCGAGUCCUGUGGGGCACACACAACUGCAUGUAAAUGUGGUCUUGCAAGGAACACCGCCAUUGAAGGAGAGCGCAGUUUUUCCACCGCGGCAGUUAGCAUACGAUUGCUUGCCGGCGCAUGUGAAUGAAGCACCAUUGUUGGUUGAUACCAUACAGAUGGACAUCGCGGCUCGCAAACAUCAAGAGCGUCGUUUGCUUCGUACACCACCGGCACCGAAGAGUCUCUCAAGCGUUGGCUCCCCGUGGCGUCGCAGGAAUGCCGUCGUAGGCUCCUGGCGCAGCCUCAGCUCGCACUGCAAACGAGCGGGAGUGCAAACCCCUGAGGUGCCAUUGCUGCUCAAACAAAGCGGGGGAUGCGCCUUUUGA